Messenger RNA from Phaedon cochleariae (mustard beetle), 1564 nucleotides. The record is from the annotation of a GenBank genome assembly. NCBI's taxonomy places the organism in Eukaryota, Metazoa, Arthropoda, Insecta, Coleoptera, Chrysomelidae.
GUGUUCCGGGAGCGUAGUCGCUGAGUAUGUUGAGGUUAUGAUUUUUGAAUGAAAUAUUUUUUAUCAGAAUAAUAAUUGGGAUCUCGAUAUCUUUGUUUCGGAUAUCAGAAUGUCUCGCUACUGUUCAAUAGGCCGAUAUAACCAACAAAUCAGGAAUUUGAAAACGAUAAAGGAGAACAUUAUGAAAACAUCCAAGGCAUUCCAGCAAGUUUCCCUUGAUGGAGUCUCAUCAAAAAUCAAAUGGAAUUUCCUGGGUAAAAUAUUGAGAAACUUAUCACAAUCAGAUGUUCCGAUGCAAGAUGACAGUAAGGUAUCUACAGUGCAACUUGCUUUUGAAAAUAACCAUGUUAAAAACAAGUUCUCAACAAAGAUACUGAGAAAACACAUCAACAAACUAUGUAGCAAUUUCGAAAAAACUAUCAGAACUAACAAGCUGCCUCUAUAUUCUGUGGCAGGACUAUCCAUGGUUGAAAAUACAUCAGACCCCAAAAUACAACCUCUCAUUGAACCUAUACCAGAACCUCCUCCUAUUCCUGAAGGAGCAGGAGAGAUUUUAAAUCAGUUGAAUGCUCUUGGUGAACCCACAUUUGCUUCUUUAGGUUUGGGAGGUUAUUCUCCAGUGGGACUAGCCCAGAACUGUUUUGAAUAUCUACAUGUAACAUUAGAUUUAGAAUGGUGGGCUGCCAUUGCUUUGGGAACUCUUAUCAUAAGAAUUUGCCUCUUUCCCCUGGUUGUGAUAGCACAGAGAAAUGCAGCAAAGAUGAACAACUAUUUGCCACAGAUGCAAUUGCUGCAACUGAAAAUGACAGAAGCCAGACAAACUGGUAAUCAGCUGGAUGCUGCUAGGUACUCACAGGAGCUCAUGUUUUUCAUGAAAGAAAAAGGGCUGAAUCCUCUCAAAAACAUGGUUGUUCCUCUUGCACAGAUGCCUAUUUUUGUUUCUUUCUUCAUGGCACUCAGACAAAUGACCAAUGUCCCAGUUGAUAGUCUGAGGACAGGUGGGUUAUACUGGUUUACUGAUCUAACCCUCCCUGAUCAGUAUUUUCUUCUCCCAAUUAUAACUAGUGCAACUUUGUAUGCUACCAUUGAGUUGGGUACAGACACUGCAAAAUUGUCAUCACAAAAUAUGCAAUUGAUGAAGUAUGUUUUGAGAGGAUUACCGCUGGUGGUAUUGCCAUUUACAGUUAAUUUUCCUGGAGCAAUAUUAUGUUACUGGAUGUCCAGUAAUUUCAUUUCUCUGGUACAAGUGGGAUUUUUGAGAAUUCCCAGGGUUAGAAGUUACUUCAACAUUGAAGCAUUACGUAAAAUUGAUCCAUUAGACCUGCCUAUGAAGCCAAAAGGAUUCAAAGAAGGGAUAAAGGAUUCUUGGACAAACAUUAAAAUCACCAAGGAAUUAGAAGAAAGGAGAAGAUUAGAUGAAAUAAAAUUUCAGAGAGCAGGGAAAGGUCCAAUUGUUAAGACCUACAAAUAUGAUCCUACAAAGCAAGUGGAGCCUUCCAAUAGUGUACCAAUUAGUGCUAAGAAAAGAUAAUAUAUUAUAAUAUAGUGAUAAUAAAAUACAGAC